UCCCUGGAACCAGGAUAUCGUCCUGCCGCCGCGGUGAAAGAAACAUGAUGGAUUUCCAAGUCGUCGUCCUCGCCGGCGGCACUGCGAAGAAGCUCGCCCCUCUCGUCUCCAAGGAGGUCCCUAAGGCGUUGCUCCCCGUUGCCAACCGCCCCGUCCUCUCUUACGUACUCGAGCUCCUCGAAUCCAGCAACCUCAAAGACCUCAUCGUCGUGGUCGAAGGGGAAGACGCCGCUCUUCGAGUCGGUGGCUGGAUAUCGGGUGCUUAUGUCGACCGCCUUCAUGUUGAGGUGGCUGCAGUCCCUGAGGAUGUUGGAACAGCGGGAGCACUACGUGCUGUGGCACAUCACCUUACUGCAAAUGAUGUUCUGAUUGUGAGUGGAGACCUUGUUUCUGAUGUGCCUCCUGGGGCUGUGGCUGCAACUCACAGAAGACAUGGUGCAGUUGUAACUACGCUUCUAUGUUAUGCGCCUGUCAGCGGACCUUCAGAUACUGGAUCUUCUGCAGGAAAAGACAAAGUUAAGAAAAGCAGAUACAAUAUUGUGGGGCUGGAUCCCACUAGGCAGCUCUUGUUACAUAUAGCAGCAGGGGCUGAGGUUGAAAAAGAUAUUCGUGUACAGAAGAACAUUCUCCGUGCUGUAGGUCAGUUGGAAAUCCGUGCUGAUCUCAUGGAUGCUCAUAUGUAUGCAUUCAAGAGAACUGUUCUGCAAGAUGUUUUGGAUCAGAAGGAUACAUUUCAUAGUAUCAGACAGGAUGUAUUGCCGUAUCUUGUGAGGACUCAGUUGAGGUCAGAAAUAUCUGCCAAUGGGUUACAUAAGGUAGAAGAUAAUGCAAAUGGCAGAGUUUCCUCCCAGAACUACGUAACAUGGAUGUCUCAACAUCGAGAAAUUGCACCAUCUGCUUAUCAAGAGCUUCUUGCUUUGAGUCCCAGGUCUCCAGAAAAUGCUCUGAGAACGCAUAAAUGCUGUGCUUAUAUUGCUAGCAAAAGCAAGUAUUGUGCUCGUUUGAACUCAAUUCAAGCAUUUAGUGACAUUAAUCGUGAUGUGGUAGGAGAGGCUAGUCACCUUUCUGGUUAUUCUUUCUCUUCACAAAACAACAUCAUUCAUCCAUCAGCAGAGCUCGGAUCAAAAACUACUGUUGGUCCCCAAUGCAUGCUUGCAGAAGGUUCACAGAUGGGUGAUAAGUGUAGUGUGAAGCGAUCCAUCAUUGGCCGGCACUGCAGGAUUGGUUCAAAUGUAAAGAUUGUAAACUCUGUUGUGAUGAAUCAUGUAACCAUUGAAGAUGGGUGCCUUGUUCAAGGUUCUGUUAUAUGCAGUAAUGUGCAUCUUCAAGAGCGUGUUGUUUUGAAGGAUUGUCAGAUUGGAGCAGGUUACGUUGUUACGUCUGGCAGUGAGUACAAGUCAGAGCCUUUGGCAAGAAAGUAGAAUUAUCUGUCUUCAUAAGUUUUCUACGUACAUAGCUUAUUUUCCCUUUCUGUUGAGACAAAGUUUCGGCUCUUGUAUCAAAAUAUUUCGAGGUGAUAAGAGAAAAAACAAAGAAAAGAACAUAAGUUAUCAUAUGUGGACACCUGCUGCACUACAAAAUUUGCUCUCUCCUUUUUUACUUUUUAUUUUGUGUGAGAAUCUCAAGAUCUAAACUAUAUACAGCAUUUAUUUCACUAGUAUACACAUAAUUUUUUUCUGUUAUUUAUAUUCAACAUGGAGGAACGAUUAGAUUUCUCCAAUGUGACCAACAAUCAACAAACAAAUGCAUCAGAUGGUGUGUGCGCUCUGGCCAGAUUCAGUGUAAUGGGUUUUCAAGUACUGACUACAAGCUUCUCUCUUGGUGAGCUGUGAUAGCUGCAUACAGUAUAAAUCUGUGUUCUGAUUGGCUUUGUGAUCAUAUUUCAAGUGCUAGUUACUUGUUCUGAUAAUUGCCAUUUGUAUGGAUCGAUUUAGGCUUUUCAGUUUGAAACGUCUUGCAUUCCCCAUAAAUUUGCUCACAUGAAAAUAAUCCUGUACUUGAAUGUAUUAUUGGUGUGAACGCAUUACUUUGUCAUCAAUGUAAAGAAUAUUUAACUCUCUCAUUGUGUGAAAUACCUGCACCAUAUUGUUAAAUGUUAUCAAGACCAUAUCUUGUGUAUAAUAGCAUAUCAAAAUUGCAACCCUCAUCAUGUUAAUAAGUUUCUUUCCUUGAAGCUUAAUUGAUUUUAUUGUUUUAUCUGCCCGAUGCUAUGUUGACCUAAAGUUUGAUUAGUGGUCAUAGAAAAAAAAAACAAUGUAACCUGUAAAAUGCUUGUUCUCACAUCUUAUUUUCUCAUAUUCAAUUGCUUAAUGCAAAACGGUAUCAAGGGGG
Molecule: messenger RNA, 2331 nt
Organism: Elaeis guineensis (African oil palm)
Lineage: Eukaryota; Viridiplantae; Streptophyta; Magnoliopsida; Arecales; Arecaceae
Biological process (GO): biosynthetic process; cytoplasmic translational initiation
Cellular component (GO): eukaryotic translation initiation factor 2B complex; guanyl-nucleotide exchange factor complex
Molecular function (GO): translation initiation factor activity; guanyl-nucleotide exchange factor activity
Source: RefSeq, a predicted model, not a curated record